CAAAGUUGAACGUUUUAGAAAUCUCAAUGACGAAUCAUGCAAUUUACCCAUAAAAAUAGGAAAUGGAAAUAGAAUUCCAUUUUCCAUUUCUUCCUAUCGUAUCCAAACAGGCUGUUCGGACUCUUCUCGUCUGCUUUCUCCGGCAAUGACUAGCGGCGGUCAGCAGUCGGCGCCACUGUACAAACCAUACCGACUCCUCAAGACCCUGAGAGACCACGAACGCGCCGUGUCCUGCGUCAAAUUCUCCAACGACGGCAAUCUUCUCGCCUCCGCCUCCCUCGACAAAACCCUAAUCCUCUGGUCCGCCUCCAACUUCUCCCUCCUAACGCGCCUCGUCGGCCACUCCGAGGGUGUCUCCGACAUCGCCUGGUCCUCCGAUUCCCACUACAUCUGCUCCGCCUCCGACGAUCGGACCAUCCGCAUCUGGGACGCGCGCGCUCCCUUCGACUGCCUGAAAAUCCUCAGAGGGCACUCCGACUACGUCUUUUGCGUCAAUUUCAAUCCCCAGUCCAAUCUCAUCGUCUCCGGCUCCUUCGACGAGACCAUUCGUAUCUGGGAGGUGACGACUGGGAAAUGCGCCCAAGUCAUCAAAGCUCAUACCCAGCCCGUCACUUCCGUUCACUUCAAUCGUGAUGGCUCCUUGAUCGUUUCUGGGAGCCAUGACGGGACUUGCAAGAUUUGGGAGGCCGCCACUGGUACUUGCAUAAUGACGCUUUUCUCCGACCGAGCCGCCGUGUCUUUUGCCAAGUUCUCUCCCAAUGGGAAGUUCAUUUUGACUGCCACUCUUGACAGCACUCUCAAGCUAUGGAAUUAUAAAUUGGGGAAGUUCUUGAAGAUUUACACAGGUCACACGAACAAGGUUUAUUGCGUUAGCUCCACAUUUUCAGUAACAAAUGGAAAGUAUAUUGUUAGCGGUUCAGAGGAUAAGUGCGUAUACUUGUGGGAUCUCCAGCAGAAGACCAUGAUUCAGAAACUGGAAGGCCAUUCUGACACGGUCAUUUCUGUUAGCUGUCACCCCAUUGCCAAUAGAAUAGCCUCCGCAGGCCUUGAUGGAGAUAGAAGCAUAAAAAUUUGGGUCCAGGACCCAUAAAGAGCAUCAAUUUUUGGUUCGUGACCUAUGAGAGACGGCGUUUUUUGCUGUGUAUUUCGGAUGGAUGGCUGGAGCCUGUUAGGUUGCUGGAAAAAGGAAAUUAACGGAGGAAGCAUUGGGUAGCAAAUUAGAAAUAAUUAGUGUAUCUAUUUCAUGCUUCUUACGGAUUAAGCAUUGUGAUAGCGAUGUUUCUGAUGAAAACAAAAGCCGAAAAGAAUGUGAUAUAGAUGUUUCUGAUUGAUUUAAACCACAGCAAA
This is a messenger RNA of Linum tenue, 1347 nucleotides long. Lineage: Eukaryota; Viridiplantae; Streptophyta; Magnoliopsida; Malpighiales; Linaceae. The record is from the annotation of a GenBank genome assembly.